Molecule: messenger RNA, 588 nt
Organism: Dentiscutata erythropus
Lineage: Eukaryota; Fungi; Glomeromycota; Glomeromycetes; Diversisporales; Gigasporaceae
Source: the annotation of a GenBank genome assembly
AUGAAGAUUGUUGGCAAUAUUGAACUUUUGCAUGUUUCUAAACAAGACGAUGAUUAUAGUGCUUAUAAUGAAGCUAUCGAAGAGCUCAAAAAAGAAAAAGGAAAAAAUCUAAAUACAGUUUUUAGAAACUAUUCUUCAAGAUCCAAUGAACCAAUAGAAAAUCUUUAUACAAGGCUUAGAGAUUAUAAUUCUUCAAUUGAUAUUGAUGCCUUCAAAAGGCAUGUUUGCUUUAUUAUUAAACUUGAAGGAGAACCAAUUGAUCCAUGUAUUGAAAUAGAUAAUGGAAUUAAAACGGAUUUUGAUUCAGAUUCUCAAAUAGAAUCAUCAACUCAACAACAAAACAAUUAUAAGUACUCAGAAAAUUUUAACAAAUCAAAAUCUGAAUCAAAGUUAUUAGAUCUUUAUUCAGAUGAUUUUGAAAAUACCAAAAAACAAAAAAAAGGAAAAUUCAGAGCUAUUAAUGAAUUUAAAGUAAAUCAUCAAAAAUUAAACAACAAUAGUAAACAUAUUCAUGAAUCUGAAAAACAUUUACUUAGUGAAAAUGAUUUAUUUGAAGAUAAUAUUCUUAAUAUUAGUGAAGAUUCAUUA